AUGGUGCCCAAUCCGUGCUACGUCUGCAGUUCUCCUGCCAACGAGUGUCACUUUGGUUCAAAGUCACAGAUCUGCAGGUACAUCAGAUCCGAAACGUGACUUUCCUAGGCGAUCACGAAACAAGACACUUGCGGGUGUAGUUUGUAGCAGCGGUCAAUGAACAGAUUGCUGUGAUAAGAGAGACCAAAAUCUAGUUAGAACGGGUUAAAACACAACAGACGCCGACAGUAAUCCCAUUGCAAUCUAAUUGAGUUUCAGAGCUUGUUCCGCCUUCUUCCGCCGUUAUGUGCUCUCUCCGAAAUCGGCGAUCAAAUGCAGAAAAGACAAGUCUUGCCGCAUUUUCUUCAGUCCGUUCCAUCUCCAACUUCACGUUUCCAACCGAAUCAUUUCCAGAAGAUCCCAAGAUUUGUCGCUUCUGUCGAAUGGAAAAGUGCGUGUCGGCAGGAAUGAAAACGUCGGCGGUUCAACCGCCACGCGAGAAGUACAGCGAAGAUAAAGCAGACUCGGACGGCGGUUCGUGUUACAGUGCGGUGAGAAACAAAGCAGAAUGACGUGGCGAUCAACUGUUUGAACCGUUUGCAGAGUCCGUUCACCUAUGAAGUCCAAAGUUGUUCUCGGGAAAUGCCACGUCUUCUCCGUCUCAGUGCACACUUCAAGAACCUGGAAAGAGUUCGCAAACUGGAAUUCCAGAAUCAGGAAGCGCCGAAAUCACGGAAUAUGGUCGAGUUGAUCGAGAUUCUGAGGAAAGACAUGCGAUUAGUGUCGAAUUUCGUGGAAGGAGCCUAUCCAGAAAUAGGACAAGUGGGCAAAAUAGAAAAGGUUGGUCCCUCAUUCUCUCCUUGUACUUUGCUGAUGUUCCGUUUUGCAGAAGCUUCUGUUCUUGAACUUCUUCAUCAAGUACAUGCUGGUAGAACCUCCGUUCCUCGGACUGACAACUGGCAGAAAGGAGAUGGUGCUGCCGAACGGAGAUCAUUACGAAGAAGACAUCGGCAGAUUCUACACGGGUCAUUUGGACAUUGAGAACUUGUCUGAACAGACGGCAGACAAGUUUUUCACGCCCUAUUGGAACGAGUACAAACGGACCGUGAUCGACGACGUCUGGUUCCUGAAGCCCGAUGUUUUCGAGUUCCUUGCCGUCUCCGGACUCAUUCUCUGGGACACCGGUGGGUAUUUUCUGUUAAUAUGCUCAAAGAAAAGUGCACUUUAGGGCUAGAAGGACUGAGCGAUCAGGGAAUCGAAGUGUGUCGGGGGAUGCGUGAAAAGCUGGUGUCCGAAAUCCAUUUCUACUACAAGAACAUCAAGAAAGUGGAAGAUCCGUGUCUGCGGCUCGGCCAGAUCAUGAUGCUUCUGGCUUCAGUCCAAAAAUCGUUCGGAAAGUAUCAGGAGGAGCUGGAAAUGUGCGGAUUCUUCGAGAUAUGCAAAAAUUUGGACACCGAAGCGUGUCAGAUCAUCAACGAAUCGUUGCAAUUAUGAUAACCAUUUUACAAUUGUUCUGAGCUCGCUCUUCUUGCCUUUUCUCGUGUUUUGAUGAAUAAAAUUAAAUCAGAAAGUUUGAAAUAGCAAGUCAUAGAAGUACUUGCACCUACCACGAGACCAUCGUCGUCUGUGUCUCCUUCCCUCUCGAUAAUCGAUUCAUGAUAGCACUAUUCUCUCCCGUUUCGGAGUCAAUUUCAGUCUCGAAUGGAUCACGAACACUCAUGUCUGGUUUGCGACGCUCCGUCGACCGAACCUCAUUACGGAGCGGAUGUCUGCAGGUGAGUCACGUUCCGAAUCAAGUGAAAUCGGAUUCAUCUCUCGAUCUUUGUGUUUUGAUGAAUACGACCGAAACGACAGUACCCCACGAUCAAAAGUCUGCCCAAUGAGAAUGUCUUCAUUUAAUAUGAAUACCUUUAUCUGUGCCCUCAAAAAUGUCUUCAUUUUCUAUCAAACAUGCCCUAAGUGCCCUGAAGUUCACGUUCAGAGCAUGCGCUGCCUUCUUCCGUCGUCGAGUCCUUUCCCGUUUUCCAGUAAACUGUGAAUGGAAACAAUCGUGUGAAAUCACAAGUACGUGACUUCUUUCUUUCUCUCUUUCUUCUUUUACAUACUUAUAUCAUUGAAGGUAAUCGAGACGUGCGUCAGUGCAAAGCUUGUCGAAUGAAAAAGUGUCUGGAGGUGGGAAUGCAAGUGACACGUUAGUAAGACAACCAGAAGAGAUAUUCAGAAUGAAGAGGUUUCAGAUGUGCAAAACAAAAGAGACAGACAUGAUAACGAGAAGGUUCAGGCGAAGGAAGAGACUGUACCGACGGACAUCGUGCCCUUUUGUUAUUCGAAAGUUAGCAGUCUGCCGACGGAGCUCCAGAGCUCUACCAAUUUCGAGUACCAAAGCAUGCACCUCAAGGCUCUGCAUCAGCAUUUUACCGAAAUGCUCAGACUAAGAAAGACUACCUUACCGAAACGGAGGAUUAUUCGAAGUCUGCACCACGCAGAAGCCUUGACUAUUUUCCGGAAAGAUGUGAAAUUGGCGGCCAAUUGGAUUUAUCAGACUUUUCCCGAGUUUUCUGAACGAUUGAAUGCGGAACAGCAACAGUUGCUUUUCCGGAAUUUCUACCUGAAAUGGACGGUCUUCGAGCCAGCGUUCUUGGCGGUUUUGCUGGGAAAACCGGACACGUAUCACCUGCCGACGGGAGAUAUUGUGGACGAAGUGAGCAGAUACUACACGAGGCACAUGAGCACUCCCCCCAGGUGCAGUUUGGAUGAGGUGUCCAGGUAACGUCUUCAUUCGGAAGCUAUGAUUCUAGACCACUAUCUUCAGAAUCUUCACCCCCUACUGGACUGAUUUCCACAACACUCUCGUGGACCCAGUGAUCAGUGCGAAACUGACAAUCCACGAGUUUCUCCUGCUCACCGCGAUCUGUCUAUUCGACGUCGGACUCGAUGGACAGUCGGAUGAAUGCAGGGAUUACUGCCAGGAAGUUCGGCAGCAACUCUUCCGGGAACUCAAUGUCGUCUGCAAGAGCUCCGCUUCCGAAGAUUCUUGCUUCCGAUUCGCGCAGAACAUGCUCCUGCUGCCGUCCAUUCAAAGAGGAAUCGAUGUGUUCGAAGAGGAGCUGCAAGUGGGAGGCCUUUAUAGAUUUCUGUCGACGGACACCGACGACUGGUACAAAAUGGUUGACGGACCGCGCUUCGAGAAGAAAUGA
Molecule: messenger RNA, 3176 nt
Organism: Caenorhabditis sp. 36 PRJEB53466
Lineage: Eukaryota; Metazoa; Nematoda; Chromadorea; Rhabditida; Rhabditidae
Source: the annotation of a GenBank genome assembly